Messenger RNA from Spinacia oleracea (spinach), 2428 nucleotides. RefSeq names its product transmembrane 9 superfamily member 7. Gene Ontology annotation, cellular component: membrane. Bases 152 to 2059 code for a protein of 635 amino acids. The transcript is spliced from 7 exons. NCBI's taxonomy places the organism in Eukaryota, Viridiplantae, Streptophyta, Magnoliopsida, Caryophyllales, Amaranthaceae. The record is from RefSeq and is a predicted model, not a curated record. Gene Ontology annotation, biological process: protein localization to membrane.
UCCUUCAUUCGAAGUCAUUUCAUUGGCAUUUCCUCUCUCCUCCUUCCUUUCUGGGCUUCUCCUCCUCUUCUUCAUCUUCUUCUUCUCACUGUAAUCAUUCUGCAAAUCAAUCUCUCACACUUUCUCCCUCAUCUCGAUCUCGAGAUCGAAGAUGGGCAUCCAUGGCAGGAGCUCAUGGAUCUUCUCUCUCCUCUGCGUUCUCCUUCUCUUCUCUCAAGCUCAUUCCUUUUAUCUCCCCGGUGUUGCACCUCGCGAUUUCCAAAUGGGAGAUCCUCUUCAAGUGAAGGUCAAUAAGCUUUCGUCUACAAAGACUCAGCUUCCAUAUGACUACUAUUUCUUGAAAUAUUGUAAGCCUAACAAAAUCGUCAACAGUGCGGAGAACUUGGGAGAAGUUCUUCGUGGUGAUCGUAUUGAGAAUUCCGUGUACACCUUCAAGAUGAGAGAGGAGCGGAUAUGUCAGGUGGGCUGCCGAAUGAAACUUGAUGCGGAGGCUGCUAAAAAUUUCAAGGAGAUGAUCGAUGAUGAAUAUCGAGUUAACAUGAUUCUGGACAACCUUCCAGUUGCUGUGAUAAGGCAAAGGAGAGAUGGACAAAACAAGGUCUAUGAGCAUGGGUAUCGUGUAGGUUUUAAGGGAAAGUACUCUGGGACUAAUGAGGAGAAGUACUUUAUCCAUAACCAUCUAAUCUUCAAAGUGAUGUACCACAAGGAUCUGGAAACUGAUGUUGCUCGUAUAGUUGGUUUUGAGGUUACUCCUCACAGUAUUGCUCAUGAGUAUAAGGAGUGGAAAGAACAAGAUACUCAAUUGGUGACAUGCACAAAAAACAUUAUUCAAAGUGGUACCCCGCCACAAGAGGUCGAGGCUGAUAAAGAAAUUGUGUUCACCUAUGAUGUUACAUUUGAGGAGAGUGAUAUUAAAUGGGCCUCUCGAUGGGACACAUAUCUUUUGAUGAAUGAUGAUCAAAUCCAUUGGUUCUCCAUCAUUAACUCCUUGAUGAUUGUCCUUUUCCUAUCCGGAAUGGUUGCCAUGAUCAUGAUGCGAACACUUUACAGAGAUAUAGCCAACUAUAACCAGUUAGAAACUCAAGAUGAAGCUCAGGAAGAAACUGGCUGGAAAUUGGUUCACGGGGAUGCUUUCAGGCCACCUAUAAACUCUAGCCUCUUAUGUGUGUAUGUUGGAACCGGGGUUCAAAUUUUCGCAAUGACUCUAGUCACAAUGAUGUUUGCACUUCUCGGGUUCCUUUCACCGUCUAACCGCGGAGGGCUUAUGACCGCUAUGGUUCUGUUAUGGGUCUUUAUGGGAUUGUUUGGCGGUUACUCCUCAGCCCGUUUGUACAAGAUGUUCAAAGGGACCGAGUGGAAGAAGAACACGUUGAAAACCGCCUUCAUGUUUCCCGGAAUACUCUUCAGCAUUUUCUUCGUGCUCAACGCCUUAAUCUGGGGUGAGAAAUCUUCAGGUGCCGUGCCUUUCGGAACUAUGUUGGCCCUUAUGUUGCUUUGGUUCGGCAUAUCGGUCCCAUUAGUCUUCGUUGGAAGUUACUUGGGAUUCAAGAAACCACCAAUGGAGGACCCGGUCAAAACAAACAAAAUCCCGAGGCAAAUUCCCGAGCAAGCUUGGUACAUGAAACCCAUUUUCUCCAUCCUUAUCGGAGGCAUCCUUCCUUUUGGGGCAGUCUUUAUCGAGCUUUUCUUUAUACUGACAUCCAUAUGGCUAAACCAGUUCUACUACAUCUUCGGCUUCCUUUUCAUUGUUUUCGUUAUCUUGAUCAUCACGUGUGCUGAAAUCACGAUCGUGCUAUGCUACUUCCAGUUGUGCAGUGAAGAUUACCAUUGGUGGUGGAGGUCAUACUUGACUGCUGGGUCAUCUGCACUUUACCUGUUCUUAUACUCCAUUUUCUAUUUCUUCACAAAGCUGGAAAUUACAAAGCUGGUUUCUGGGAUCCUUUACUUUGGGUAUAUGCUAAUCGGUUCAUAUGCGUUCUUCGUACUCACCGGCACAAUUGGGUUUUAUGCAUGUUUCUGGUUUGUGAGAAAGAUCUACUCUUCUGUGAAGAUCGAUUAAGCAGCUGCAUUCGCAAACAAGGUUACAGGAAAUUAGGGUUUUGACUAAUGAUUUUUCAGGGAGAUUUCCACUUUUAAAAACUGCAGAAGAAGAAGAAGAAGAACAAUGUAGGAAGAUUUUGCGCCCGUAGAUUUGUUUGUAUGUUCUUCAAGGUCAGCUGUACUGUAACUCUCGAGGUUCUGCACACUCAGGAAAAAAGAUACUCCAUUGUUUUGCAGGUGGUAGUAAUGUAGGUACAUGGUGUGUACUAAUGUGAUUUCAGAAUGUUACUUGUCAAAAUAUUGUGACUGGAUCCACAUCUUUAAUACUUUGUAGUAUAUCAUACUUCAAUGUUUUUAUCUUAAUGUAAGCUUAAUUGCAUUUUUAUUC